AAAAUGCCAAAAUUGCAUGCAAUUUUAACAGCAAAAUGCGGAGGAAGCAUGAGGACCCCAUUUUUAGACGUUUCACAUAAAUAGCUGCUCGAAACACCAUCACGGCCAACAGCUAGCGAGAGAUCGAGCGGGACCGGAGGAGCCUACCGCGCGUCUCGCCGUCUCAGCUCCGCAAGGCUUGCAGCCCUGCCGGAGAUGCAGACGACGACCGUGCCCAUGGCGGCAGCGGCGGCGGUGGCGCCGUCCACCACCACCUCCUCCUCCGCCUCCUUCAAGGUUGCGGCCUAUGCUUGGUCGUCAUGCCGGAGCAGCUCCUCUCCGGCGACAAGAUUGGUCGCCGCCCCCAAUCACCAGCGACCACCGCUAGUUGUUGGAGCCAUUGCCGGCCUGGAUCCGGUUACCGCGGUGCAGCUGCCAUUAACCGCUGGGAACGUCGAGUCUGUUCUAGAUCAAGUGCGCCCUUACCUGACGGCAGAUGGAGGGGAUGUUGCCCUUCAUGAAAUUGCCGGGAAUGUGGUGAGGCUGAAGCUUCAAGGAGCUUGUGGAUCGUGCCCAAGCUCGCUGAUCACGAUCAAGAGGGGCAUCGAGCGCCGCUUGAUGGAGAAAAUACCAGAUGUUGCUGCUGUUGAACCUGUUACAGAUAAGGAGACUGGGCUUGAGCUGAAUGAAGAGAAUGUUGAGAAGGUUCUCAAUGAAAUCAGGCCAUACCUUGCUGGCACGGGAGGUGGUGGCCUCCAGUUUCUCAUGAUCAAGGGCCCCAUUGUGAAAGUUCGGCUCACAGGCCCUGCUGCAGUUGUGAGGACUGUUCGGAUUGCCGUGAGUAAGAAGCUCCGAGAGAAGAUUCCAUCCAUCCAAAUCGUCCAAUUAUUGUCAUAGUCUGAAGAAUAUCUGUGUGCCACCCCUCUCAAGCAGCACAUCUGCAACACUGUACAGAAAAUUGAUGUAAAUUUGUAAAUUGGUUGCAUUUCAGAAGCCUCACGAAGAGUUGCCCAUCUUUAGUCAGCAUUCAGCACAGGGAUCAGAUAUAUCAUAUACUAUCUGUCUAGAUCUGUAAUGAAGUUUUGAUCUGUUCCUCUUGAAAGAAAGAUGGAAAAGUGUGUUUCUUGGUGGAAUUCUGGAGUUAUUUUAACCCAUCGUAAACAACAGCACACGUUGACUUAAAUUUAACUUGCCUUUUCUCUCUCUAAUUUUGUGCAGCUCUGCCAAAGAGUGCAAAUUAGAAAAACGUAAACUCUUGUGUAUCAAAGGAUUUCUCGAAGCAUGGAAAACACGACGGAACAGAUGUUUAUCAAAA
Molecule: messenger RNA, 1294 nt
Organism: Oryza sativa Japonica Group (Japanese rice)
Lineage: Eukaryota; Viridiplantae; Streptophyta; Magnoliopsida; Poales; Poaceae
Source: RefSeq, a predicted model, not a curated record